Molecule: messenger RNA, 1518 nt
Organism: Gavialis gangeticus (Gharial)
Lineage: Eukaryota; Metazoa; Chordata; Crocodylia; Gavialidae
Product: cytochrome c-type heme lyase
Exons: 7
Coding region: 146-961 (271 amino acids)
Biological process (GO): cytochrome c-heme linkage
Cellular component (GO): mitochondrion
Molecular function (GO): holocytochrome-c synthase activity
Source: RefSeq, a predicted model, not a curated record
CCCCGCCCACUCCCCAGCGGCGCAGCCGCAGACAGCUGGCAACGAGGCGGGAGCUGCGCAGGUCUCGCGAGAGGCCGGUGGGGGUUAUUUUCCUCCGCGAUGUGCAAUUUUUCCCUGCAAAUUUGAUCUAAAAAUAAAAGCUGCUAUGGGUUUGUCAGCGUCAUCUCCAUCCCUCGCAGUUCAGUCGCCCAAUGUAUCUGAACAUCAAACAGCAUCUCCACCUUCAGAAUGUCCAAUGCAUCAGAAAAAAAUGGAAGGUUGUGCAGUGCACGUAAAAUCAUCUGACCAAGGGGCUGAAAACCAAAACGUUGUUCCCGCACAUCAAGAACGCGCAUAUGAAUAUGUGGCGUGUCCUGUUAAAUCUAGUUCAUCUCAAACAGCAGAUGAUAUAGAUCCUAGAAAUAUGAUGCCACCUCCUAAUCAGGUGCCAUCCCCAGAUCAACCAUUUGCACUGUCAACUAUCAGAGAAGAGUCUACCAUUCCUAGAGCAUACUCUGAAAAAAAUUGGGUUUAUCCUUCAGAGCAAAUGUUUUGGAAUGCUAUGCUUAAGAAAGGAUGGAGGUGGAAAAAAGAUGACAUAUCUCCUGAAGAUAUGAGUAAUAUUAUUAAGAUUCAUAAUCAAAAUAAUGAGCAAGCUUGGAAAGAGAUUUUAAAGUGGGAAGCUCUUCAUGUCAUGGAAUGUCCAUGUGGACCAACAUUGAUUCGAUUUGGUGGUAAAGCUAAGGAGUAUUCACCAAGAGCCAGAAUACGUUCGUGGAUGGGAUAUGAACUUCCUUUUGACAGACAUGAUUGGAUAGUUGAUCGUUGUGGAAAGGAAGUCAGAUAUGUUAUUGAUUAUUAUGAUGGUGGAGAAGUAGAUAAGAACUAUCAGUUCACCAUCUUGGAUGUCCGUCCUGCAUUUGAUUCCAUCUCUGCUAUGUGGGACAGGAUGAAGGUAGCUUGGUGGCGCUGGACUUCAUAACUAGCUGCAUACUAUGUAAUCAACACCUAAAACUAUUUGCCUAAACUGAAGAGGAGAAGAGAGUGGAACUUCAAAUAAAGUUCAUAGUGACUAUACUUAUCUUCAUUUGCCAACAUUAUCCUUCCUCAUUGGGAGGCAGGGGGAUGACAUGUCUUUUUCUUAUGAACUGGUACUUCAUGCCAUCUUUAAGUAAAGAAUAAGGUGUGUGUCUUUUUUGAUCUGGUCAAAUUUUGGUGCUUCUAGUUUCCUGAGAAAAGAACAGAAGAAAUUAUCAAAAAGAUUUUUCUGCAAGUGCUCAAGGUUUUCAAAGCUACUUAUGAAGUUGUUUUGGAAAGUGAGGUGGAAAAUCCUAAUGCGUGCUUUAUGGUUGAUUUUAAAGCUAUAAGGCAAAAAUAAUUAAUCAAGCUCUAUGCAAGCACAUUGGAGCCUUGACCCUGACUGGGGUCUCUGGGCACUACUGCAAGGUGUUUUGUAAAUGCUUUUAGCUGGUUAUUAUAAGCAGUACUCAGAUUCUCCUCAUGGUGGGUGAACUAUAACAGUCUAGCUAAGUGAUUACA